CACCUACUUUCGGCUCUAGGACCCAGGGGCGCAGAUUUCCCUCUAUGCUAAGGCAAUGGGUAACCCAGUGUUGCCGCUCAGAGCGAAGGAGUGUAGUAGAGUUAGCGACCUGAGACGCAACUGGGAAGGGAGUACUGACAGUGGCCGCAGCUUGUUUUAUCGGACUGGCUCUAACGUAGGCUGAGAUGUACUUAUCGAAAAAAAUGAAUUUUCUUAUUUGUAUGGGAAUACUGCACGUCUCAAGACAACUUUGAAAAUCUGUUCAGUGUGUCAAACGGGCAUUAAAGCUCACUGCCCGUGGAUUAUUCAACAAGCUGUCUGAAUGGAAACCAUGUCGCCGAAGCAGCAAGAGAGUAUCAACCCAAGCCGAUGCGCAUCACUGACAGGGGACCCAAAAAUGGGUCCUCAGUUAGACAAAAAGAGGAUGAAGUCUAUGAUGCAUCGCAGACAGUCCGCUCCUUCGCUGGUCAUCAGUAAAGCACUUACCCGAUCCAGAACGUUGUCCAGGGAGAACUUCCUGAUGCCAGUGAGUCCGGAGACGUGCGUGUUGGUCCAGUCCUACCUGACGCCCACGCGCCACUUCGUCGCUCAUGCCUACGCUCAGCUCAAGACCGGCCUGCAGACACAAGAGAGGCACCUCUUCCUCUUCAACGACAUUCUCCUCAUCACCAAGGCAAAGUCAUCCACCAACUUUAAGAUGAAGGCCCAGGCUUACGUGUCUCAGAUGUGGAUCGCCAGCUGCAUGGAUGAGGUGUGUGAGGGCAGCACCAGCCAGGAGAGGAGCUUCGUCAUGGGCUGGCCCACCUGCAACUGCGUGGCCACCUUCAGCACUGUGGAGCAAAAAGAGAAGUGGCUCUCUCUUAUUAAAAGUCACAUGCAAGAGGAGAAAGAGAAGGACAACCCAAAAACGAUCCCCCUGAAAGUGUUCGCAAAAGACGUUGGGAACUGUGCAUACGCCAAGACCUUAGCUGUUAGCAACUCCGACAGUGCCAGUGAGGUCAUCCGAUUGGCCCUGCAGCAGUUUGGCAUUGUGCAUGCGUAUUUGACUUGUUGGGGUAAUGUGAAGGAUUAUCAGCUGUGGGUGAGCUCAAAGAGGGAUAAUGCCCCCUAUCCUCUCAUUGGUCACGAGUUCCCCUUCAGCAUCCAGAUGAGUCAUCUCAGACCCCCGUCAGCCUGCCUCGACGACCCCAAAGAUGCUAACGCGCCUGCUGAGACGCAGGUGGAGCUGUUCCUAGACCAGCUUCAGAGUGAUAACCAGUGCCAAUUCAUCCUCAAGCCAAGUCGUGUGGUCGUGGGCCAGUCUUUCAUAGUGGAGCCAGGUCAGAAGCCAACCAAGAGGAGACGUUCCCUCAUCAGCUGGGCUUUUUGGAAAGGUUCCACCAACCAAUUGGAUGACCCGCCCCCAACCCCCUUCUUCUCUGCUCCUGGGCAGCUCUUUGGUCUGCCACUCAAUGCAGUGUGCCAUGACGAUGCUCUGCCAAGGCCAAUCAUGGACAUCCUGGUGUUCUUGUACCAGGAGGCUCCCUUCACUAGAGGGAUCUUCCGGCGCUCUGCCGGAGCCAAAGCGUGCCGGGACCUGAGGGACCGACUGGACUCCGGCUCCCGAGACGUCUCCCUGGUACACGAGUCCAUCUUCGUCAUCGCCGCCGUCCUAAAGGACUUCCUGCGGAACAUUCCGGGCAGCCUGCUGUCGUCUGAUCUGUACGAGCUAUGGAUGGGUGCUAUGGAUGGGCCAAUCGAGGGGGAGGAGAGCCAGUUGGAAGCAAUUCAGAGGUUGGUGGGCCGUCUGCCCUGUGAUAAUUCGCUGCUGCUGAGUCACGUGCUGGCAGUGCUGCACCGUGUCCACCUCCAUUCCCAUGAUAACCAGAUGAAUGCCUUCAACCUGGCCAUCUGCAUCGCUCCCAGCAUGCUCUCUGGUCCUGCUCUCAGCAGCCCCGAGUUGGAGGGUGAUGGAGCCAAGAAGGUUUGUGAGUUGGUGCGUCUGAUGAUCGAACACUGCAACACUGUGAUGAGAGAGGACGUCAUGUCACUAUUCAGUGGAUUCCCACAAAGGUGCAGCAACGGCGACCUCGGAUCUGAUCUGUCCUCAUAUCAGAUGACUGAUUCCUCUUAUGACAGUCUGGAGAAUGAACUGGAAAAUGACGACUUGGGAUCACCAUUCCCGGCCAUCCAGCAUCCAACACCCCAGCCAGACAGCCGGAGUCGUGAUUCUGUCAUCACCCUGAGCGACUGUGACCUGGAUCAGAUGGACACAGACCCCGAAUCGCCUCUCCCAAUGACUCUCCUCCGUCCACCUCCAACCCCUCCCUCAAGGGUACCCCAGGUCUCUCGACCAUCCUCCUCCCGAACCCGAUGUCCUUCCGAAGUACCUGUUCUGCCAGGUUCCUGUCGCUUGCGACGUUGCUCCGAACCCUCGAUCCGUAAUUCCACCUCCUCCCUGCUCCGGUGUCUGGAAAGCCACACAGUCCGCAAAGGCAGUUACGACGACGCUACAGACAGCGCUCCGGACAGCGAGGUCGAUGAGGUGUUCACCAAACACCUGAGCAUCCUUCGGUUGGACAAGCCAAUCACAUUGGAACGUGAGGGUGCCUCAUCAGAUCGGGCUGGCAGCGGGGAAACACAGAGAUGGAAGGAGACAACCAAAAAGCCUCCCCCGCUACACUUGGAUGCCAGUUGCUCCAGUCUGUACUCCCCCAAUGCCUCCCCGACUCGCUCCUCCAUGAGCUCCCUGGACAGCGCUUUUUCCCAGCACUCUGCCGACUAUGCCACGUCUUCCCUUCCACUAGGGGUCCCCUUGAAGAUGUCGGGGAAUGUCUCCCCGUGUUCGAUGGGACAUAUCUCUCCAUGCUCCCCGACCCAGGUGUCACUUUUCUCCUCUGGGCCACUGACCACAUCACCGCGAGAGUCCCCUCCUAAGGACCCCUUCGACUGGAGCCACCUGAAGAGCAGCCAUGGGCUACACCCCAACUCUUGGCUCAAGAGGGACCGCCGACUCUCUCUCUCACGUCAGCUUGAGAGCAUGGAAGAUGCAUAUUUGCAGGAUGGCUCCUCAGACGGCUUGGCUAAGGUCAGCCAAGGGAGGGAAAGGAGAACCCAGGAAUCAGCUGAACCUGUCGCAGGAAGGACAUCCGGUAGUCCCCCGUCCUACCAGCAGGCGCUGCUUCAGGCUCAGCACUGCAAGAGCAUGUUGUACUCCCCCUCUGACAAGCCACUUACAGUGAGAGAGCUGAGAGAACUCCAUCAGCAGGCUUGCUCUCUUCCGAAAGCUUCUGCUACCACUGCCCUUCCUCAAGCCCGCACAGCAAGGAGGCCUGCCCCAAAGAGCCAAGUCUCAGGAGGUGACCAUCCGGAUCUUCCUCAGGCCAUGUUCUACAUUCAGAGUGCUCGCAAAUUAGCUUUGCACCGACACAAAUCUCACUCAAUCAUCCCUUCAGUGGAAAAUGUUCAUCCCAGACCCACUCGCCGUGCCUCUGAACCAAUAGCAGUCAGUUUGGGCCUGGAUCAGGAGUCCACCAUAGGUCUGGAGAGGCUCCACAGGCAAGCUCUUAGGCAGGUGACAGACCAAGACGCACCCCAAAACCCCGGUCUGAGGAUAUCUGAUGUGGAGCCCAGUAGAGAGUUCACAGAGGCCAGGUUCUGCCUCUCCCCUACAGCCACAAAGGCUGUGAGGGACUACUUCUCAUUGCACUCCCAUGAGGACCCACACAGCUCCUUAAAGAAGAGCCAGGAGGUGGCCCUGGCCAUUGUUCAAGGUAAGAGAGAAUGGAAUCGAAGAUGCAGCGAUCCCAGGUUGGAGGACUUUGACCAGUUGCUUUUUGCUGAGGAGUCUUAUGUCUGAACGUUUCUGUGGAGUCAUCUGUCUGACCAUACUCAAGGCCCUUGAGUACUCGACUUUUGGGGCAUGGUAGGAUAUGGCCUUUUCGCUUCACAAGAGCGGCUCACUGGAUCUGGAUUUGUUUCUUUCUGUUUACCUUUUCCCUGCACCUAAAUCUCUGUAGCCACUUAAAGUCCAUGUGUGACAAGUCAGUGCAUGCUACAGCACCUGUAAGGUAGCUUGUAAUCGGUUUUAAAGCAGCAGUAUUUUCUCUAAAAUUAGCAAGUUAACUAGCUAAAAGCAGACUUGCCUUGCAAACACCCACUACAGCACAGCUGGCAUGGAUAAAAGCUAGCUAGCUAGCUUGCUAACUGGUGUAUUUUGGUGAAAUAUUUAUGUAUACAUUUUUACUUGGUUUUAGGGUUUUCUGGUUCAUAAAAAAUACAUAGUGAAUUGUUUGGGCGGCUUGAUCGAAUGACAUACAUUUAUCGGUGCUUCACAUGACCAUAUACAAUGAAAAUUAAUUUCGGGGAUGAUACAAAAACUAGCUACCUAUAAAAACAUACCUCAAAAGUAAAAACCUGCACACUGUUAGUUUAACAGUAAUAAAAAGCAAUACCUCUUUUCCUGCUUAUUCCAAACCAUAGGUGAUGUAACACUCAGAUGUGGCUAUAUUAGAGAAUCCUAUUAAAUGUAUAGUUUUCAAUGAAUCAAUUACUUUUAGGCCGAGCUGUUUAGUCCUUACAGCAUCUGAUACUGGUUUAUUAGAUAAGAGUAUUGGUGGUAAACUAUGUUUCACUAGUUCUCUCUCUAUAUCUGACACCUGGGCACAAUUCAGUGUUAAUAUACGGCUCUUCAGAAUGUUCCGAAAAGUUCAGUUGAUUUGAAUGGGCCACCCCAACGUUUGCAGGUCUGUAAUUU
This is a messenger RNA of Clupea harengus (Atlantic herring), 4735 nucleotides long. RefSeq names its product Rho GTPase activating protein 20 (gene arhgap20). The record is from RefSeq and is a predicted model, not a curated record. Lineage: Eukaryota; Metazoa; Chordata; Actinopteri; Clupeiformes; Clupeidae. Gene Ontology annotation, molecular function: GTPase activator activity. Gene Ontology annotation, biological process: signal transduction; regulation of Rho protein signal transduction.